Panicum virgatum (switchgrass) is the source of this 1654-nucleotide messenger RNA. RefSeq lists its product as uncharacterized. The record is from RefSeq and is a predicted model, not a curated record. The transcript has 6 exons. Bases 326 to 1414 code for a protein of 362 amino acids. Lineage: Eukaryota; Viridiplantae; Streptophyta; Magnoliopsida; Poales; Poaceae.
GCAGCUCUGGCUGAUCCCGACUUCCCGAGAGACCGGCCGCCUCAUACCACAAGCUAGCGCCCGGCAAGGCCAGCGACCUCUCUCUCAUCUCCACCCACGCAUCGCUCAUUCGCUCAUACCCUGGGACUUGGGGCCUGGGAAAACAACCGCAGGACGCGGAGGGGUGCGUGCACACGGCGGAAGCUCUCGCUCGCCGGCUACCGCACUUUCGGGCCACCGUCCGAAUGGCAGGCACAGUCCAUGGCUCCAUGCGCAUGCACUGGCGCACUUGAAACUGCCUGCCGCUCCCGUUGGCUCUUCUGAUACUCUCUGAGUUGACUGACGGAUGAAGAUGGUCGCGCUUUCCAAAGUAACCCUGGUGUUUGCAGCGGCGCUGCUGGGCUGGGCGUACCAGGCCACCCGGCCGCCGCCCCCGGCGAUCUUGGGCGCUCCGGGAGGGCUGCCGAUCACCUCCCCGAGAGUCCGGCUCAAGGAUGGCCGGCACCUAGCCUACACGGAGAACGGAGUGCACAAGGAGAACGCGAGGUACAAGGUCAUCUUCGUCCACGGCUUCGCCUCCACCAAGGAGAGCGGCUUCCCGGUGUCCCAGGAGCUCGUGGAGGAGCUGGGGGUAUACAUGCUGUUCUUCGACAGAGCCGGGUACGGCGACAGCGACGCCAACCCGAAGAGGUGCCUGAAGAGCGACGCCACGGACGUCGAGGAGCUCGCCGACGCGCUGCAGCUCGGGGACAAGUUCUACGUGGUCGGCUGCUCCAUGGGCGGAUACGUCGCGUGGAGCUGCCUCCACUACAUUCCGCACAGGCUGGCCGGCGCGUCGCUGGUCGUGCCGGCGGUGAACUACUGGUGGCCGCUGCCGGACGGCGUGCGGAGGAGCGCGUACGGGAAGCUGGACUCCCGGGACCGGAGGACGUUCUGGAUCGCGCACCACGCGCCGCCGCUGCUCUGCGCCUGGCUCACGCAGACGUGGCUCCCGACGUCGCCGAUCGUCAGGGGCGAGCGCGGCGCGUUCACCGACAAGGACUGGGAGAUCCUCACCGAGCUCUGGAGGAAGCAGCGCGAGAGCGGCCAGCAGGUGGAUCGAGCCAAAGCGACGCGGCAGGGGACGUACGAGUCGCUGUGCCGCGACUUGACGAUCCUGUUCGGGACGUGGGAGCUCGAUCCCACGGAGAUGAGGAACCCGUUCCCCGACGGCGAGGGCGUGGUCAGCAUCUGGCAGGGGUACGAGGACAGGAUCGUGCAGGUGGAGAUCCAGCGGCACGUGGCGCGGAGGCUGCCGUGGGUGCGGUACCACGAGCGCCCCGAGGCCGGGCACGCGCUCCCGGACAUGGACGGGGUCGGCGACGAGAUAGUCAGGGAGCUCUUGCUCGGCGCCGGCGAGGCGCCGCAGAGCGAGCCGCCGCGCGCGCCACAGUAGCUGAACGUGAUGAGAGGUUGGUGAAGAAAUUAAACGGGCAGGUGCAUAUCCGCAUGUAUGUAGGUGGAGAAUAAACGGCGUUGGGCCAAAUCUACGCAUCGAUGUCGUGACGAGUUGGGAAGUGCAGGAACUUGGUAGUUGAUGAACAUAAGUGGAUGGAAUUAGCAAUUAGCACAGCUGGACAGUGGCGUCAUGGUACUUGAUCCAUAUUGAUGGAUUAAGACCCUAUCUAGUUGCAAA